GCAGCGCGGAUCUUCCAGGCGCGCUCCAAUGGUGAGGCCGGGAAGGCGGGGGCGGAGCGCUCAAAUGCGGGGCGGGAGGAAAUGGCGCUGCGCCGGCAGUUGCAGCAGUUCGUACGCAGCCCGUUGUCCGCCGGUUCUAUCGUCGUGGAGCAGCCGCCCGCCGCCACCGAGCCCUCUUCACGCGCCUUACUGCCACCGCCACCGCCUCCCUUACUGCCGCCGCACUGCGCCGUCUUCCACUGCCGCGGCUGCUGGGCGGUGCUGGGGGACUCGCUGCACCUCUGCGCUCAGGAGGAGCGGUGGGGGCUCAGCCUCCUCGUCUGUUUCAAAGUCACCAACGAUGUGAGCUGGGAGGACUCGCUCCUCUUCGGCCUCGAGGGAGCCCUCCUGGGAUGUGCUUAUAAUGCAUUAUCCUGCCGGUCAUGUGGCUUGGUAGUGGGCUUCAUUCUUUAUUCUGCCUCUAGUGCCCUGGCAUAUCUCCGAGGCUUCUUCUGUUUCUUGAAGGACAGCAUCAUCUGUUAUCUCUUAGAAAAACAAACUUCAAUAGAAGCUUCUAAGGUGAAUUUUCCUGCUGUGACCUUGAAGGGCCAACUGCAGGAACUGAAAGAAAAGCUUGUGGAGACUCACACUCGCAUAGAGAAGUUGAUAAAGCAGCUACAGGAACUGGAACAAAAGAAUAACAUGUCAGAAAGGCAAAGCUCUGUAUCGGAUGCCGUUGACCAGGAAGUUGAAGGCUCUUGUGCCUGAAGUCUGCUGAACAGCUGGACUCAGAGAAGAUAUCCAACAUACCUUAGUUUUGCUCAAAAUGUUAAGCUUUGACAAAGCUACAGCAAGGACAAACACAUCUCAGAAGUGGAGCGGAGGGUGUAAUAAAUUGGUUAAUUUGGCUUCUGAACAAAUGACACAUCCAGUUUUAGUGCAUUCUCAGCCUGUGCUGCUUUAUUGCUAAAAAAAUUUGUAUACAGGUGCAGAGUUUCCAAGUUCAUUUUUAAACAGUUCCUCUUUACAGUGUCAAAAGAAUAAAAUCUUAUCUUGAAAUCCUCAAAGAUGCAUAGAUAUAAAAGCAAGCUGCCUUUUGGAAAAACAUCAGAAUUUGCAGGGAGACAUUCUUUCACUGUUACCAUGUAAAACAUGUGCAAUGGGAGUACACAGUUCCUAGUGACACCAAUAAUUUCCUUCACUAAUCCAUAUUCACUAAUCCAUAUAAGCAUGCCAUCAGAAGUGCAGUAAAAGAAGUAUUUUUCUAGCCUGUUUUUAAGUAUGAAGGUAAAGUUAAAGAAUCUAUAACUAAUACUUCUCCUUUGCUGUUGUGUCACUUUUGAAAAGGAGGAUAUCUUCACAGACUAUUCCCCAGCUUUUAUAUUGAAGGAAAUAAACAUUAACAAAAGAUACAAUUGCUUACACAUCCCACAAAAUAUAUUUCACAGGGUUUAAAAUUAUGUGAAGUGUUCUAAAGAAUACUCACAAAGAAUUAGGUGGCCCUGGUCAACUGUAGGGCUAAACUUGUUUUACAAAUUCUCUUUUUGCUUGAAGAAAUUGGCUCAAAGGAUUGCAUUUAGUCUAACUUCUGAUACCAUAAACCAGGUCUCUUAUAAUAUUCCUAUCUUCAUUUGGCAAUUCUUGUGUAACUAGAAAGAGCAUUCAUGAAAAAAAAAAAACACAACCCCCAUUCUAAACCCAAAUCAUGAUGCUGUAUGGAUGAUUGGCUAUGAAAUAUGAACAGGAGUUAACUUGACACACAGUUUCUUCCUGCAAGACACUUCCUCUUUCUAUUUAAGAAAAAGGACUGAGCCUCUGUACAUGGAGAAGUGUUCUGCACAAGUUAAGCCCACCUACAAAAUUAAGCUAAGCUAGAAGUAUGAAAUUUUGCAGUAACAAGCUAGUAUUCUACAUGCUUGAAUACAAGUUGAAACUUGGAAAAGUAUUAGUGACGUAGGCUAUGCCACACAUUCUAUGUUAUUUUCAAACUGCCAGCAGAAAUUCACUGCAUUAUCCACUGAAAGACUUGGGAAAUAUUACAGAGAACACACUAAAAGUUUACAGAAAGAUGGCACCCAAAUUCCCUUUUAUUAAAUAAGAGAAAUAAAGAAAAAAA
Molecule: messenger RNA, 2095 nt
Organism: Tyto alba (common barn owl)
Lineage: Eukaryota; Metazoa; Chordata; Aves; Strigiformes; Tytonidae
Gene: OIP5
Product: Opa interacting protein 5
Exons: 6
Coding region: 82-747 (221 amino acids)
Biological process (GO): CENP-A containing chromatin assembly; chromosome segregation
Cellular component (GO): chromosome, centromeric region; nucleus; chromatin
Source: RefSeq, a predicted model, not a curated record